CUCAGUUCCUACUCCGACCAAGUUCUUCUCUUGAUUGGUACCAGAACCGAAGAUUGGAGUUCGAAUCUUCACUUUCGUUGUUUCUUCGAUCCAUGGGCAUGGAUCCGUCCAUUUCUACCUCUUCCUCUUGAAAUUUCACCCUCCAUCGGUUGGAUCGUUUGCAUUUUUUAGGGUUUUUAUCGGAGAUCUGACCGGAGAAAGGUUUUGUGUUGAAAUGGCGAGGAGUAGAUCGGACAGUGGCUUUGGAUUAUGGAGGUAUUUCAAUCCGGCGUAUUAUCUCCGAAGGCUGAGGCGUUUGGCUUUGCUUUUCAUCGUGUUCGUGUCUGUGUCCAUGUUGGUCUGGGAUCGUCAAACUCUUGUCCGGGAACACGAGGUUGAAAUUUCUAAGUUAAACGAUGAAGUUUUCCGGUUGCAGCAGGCGCUAGAAGAGCUAAAAAGCAUUGGCGGGGAUGUACCUUUUAAGAUACUGAAGAAUGUCGAGGAUAAUCCAGUUGAUAUCCAGCGAAGACAGAGAGUAAAAGAAGCAAUGAUUCAUGCUUGGAGUUCAUAUGAGAAAUAUGCCUGGGGAAAAGACGAGCUUCAGCCGCAGACGAAGGAUGGUGUUGAUAGCUUCGGUGGCCUCGGAGCAACUCUGGUAGAUGCAUUAGAUACACUUUAUAUAAUGGGUCUAGAUGAGCAAUUUAAAAAAGCCAGAGAAUGGGUUGCAAACUCGUUAGAUUUCGACAAGGACUACGACGCCAGUAUGUUUGAGACAACCAUAAGAGUAGUAGGCGGACUUCUUAGUGCAUAUGAUCUUUCCGGGGACAAAGUUUUCCUUGAUAAGGCUAAGAAUAUCGCAGACAGAUUGUUGCCUGCGUGGAACACUCCUUCAGGCAUACCUUAUAAUAUUAUCAACUUGAGACAUGGAACCGCUCACAAUCCUUCGUGGACUGGGGGAGAGAGUAUUCUUGCAGAUUCUUGCACUGAGCAGCUCGAAUUCAUUGCCCUUUCCCAGAGGACGGGGGACUUAAAAUAUCAGCAGAAGGUAGAGAAUGUUAUUUCGAUACUAAAUAAAAACUUUCCUGCUGAUGGUUUACUUCCCAUCAAUAUAAACCCCGAAACAGCUACUCCAUCAUACUCUACCACGACAUUUGGUGCCAUGGGAGACAGCUUUUACGAGUACUUGCUCAAAGUUUGGGUACAAGGGAACAAAACUUCAGCGGUGAAACACUAUAGAGAAAUGUGGGAGAAAUCAAUGCAAGGCCUGUUAAGCUUGAUCAAGAGAUCAACACCUUCAUCAUUUACUUAUAUCUCUGAGAAGAGUGGAAACUCCUUGAUCCACAAGAUGGAUGAAUUGGCAUGCUUUGCUCCUGGAAUGUUGGCUUUAGGAUCUUCGGGUUAUGCAUCUGAUGAAGCCCGAAAAUUUCUAUCACUGGCUGAAGAGCUCGCAUGGACUUGUUAUAACUUUUAUCAAUCGACACCAACGAAAUUGGCAGGGGAGAAUUAUUUCUUUAACGCUGGGCAGGACAUGAGCGUUGGAACAUCAUGGAACAUCUUGAGACCAGAGACCGUGGAAUCCCUGUUUUACCUAUGGCGUUUAACCGGCAACACAACUUAUCAAGAGUGGGGUUGGAACAUAUUCGAAGCAUUCGAGAAGAAUUCUCGCAUUGAGACCGGAUAUGUUGGCUUGAAGGAUGUAAACACGGGUGUCAAGGACAAUAAGAUGCAAAGCUUUUUUUUAGCUGAGACGCUGAAGUAUCUCUACCUUCUCUUCUCUCCCUCGACGGUAAUUCCCUUGGACGAGUGGGUAUUCAACACAGAAGCUCACCCUCUUAAGAUCGUGACUCGGAGUGACUCGGUGAGUCUUGGGCAAUCGGGUGGUGACUUGAGGCGUAAGCCUUCUAUUAAGUUGCGGCCUAGGCGGUUUGGUCGGAUACAGGAUUAGAAAGAAGGCUCUUCACUUUGCAAUGAGCUGUUUAUGAAAAGCUUUGAAAAGCACAAAUUGCUAGUGUUGUAUUAAUUGGAAUCUACCAUAAUUACAUCUACAGAACUUUUGCCGUAAAACUUAUAAAAUAUUACUGAUUUUACCAGAAA
Messenger RNA from Tarenaya hassleriana, 2073 nucleotides. Its product is annotated as mannosyl-oligosaccharide 1,2-alpha-mannosidase MNS1. Gene Ontology annotation, molecular function: mannosyl-oligosaccharide 1,2-alpha-mannosidase activity; calcium ion binding. Gene Ontology annotation, cellular component: endoplasmic reticulum; Golgi membrane. The transcript is spliced from 14 exons. Lineage: Eukaryota; Viridiplantae; Streptophyta; Magnoliopsida; Brassicales; Cleomaceae. The record is from RefSeq and is a predicted model, not a curated record. Gene Ontology annotation, biological process: carbohydrate metabolic process; N-glycan processing. Bases 215 to 1924 code for a protein of 569 amino acids.